AUGUCAUCUAUGACUGUUGAACAGAAGCUAACUGUUUCUGCCCUAAACACAGAAAGGAGCAACGAUGGUGAAGUAAAUAGGCUACAUCACAUUCCAAGACCCACCAACAAAGAAGAAGAGCGGCAAUGGCUUCUGGAGCAGAUGGCGGGCGCAUUUCGCAUAUUCGCCAAAUUGGGAUUCUCGGAUGGUAGCAGUGGUCAUAUCAGUGUCCGAGACCCCGUUGAGCCCCACACGUUCUGGAUCAACCCAUAUGGAGUACAUUUUGCCCUUCUUAAAGUCUCUGAUAUGGUCCGGGUUGAUGAACAAGGAAACAGGGUGGCUGGUGCAAAUAAGCCAGUCAACACGGCUGGGUUUAUUAUUCAUUCGGCAAUCCACCAGAGGCGACCCGACAUUCAUGCAGCCUGUCAUAUGCAUAGUCCCUAUGGAAGAGCCUGGAGCACUUUUGGCAGGGGAAUUGAUAUGUUGAAUCAAGACUCGUGCAUGUUCUACGACGAUCUUUCGAUAUAUCCCGCCUUCGGGGGAGUUGUUUUCGCACAGGGAGAGGGUCAGCGCAUUGCUGACUACCUUGGAGCCAAAAACAAAAAUUUGAUAAUGCAGAAUCAUGGCCUGCUUACUGCCGGUGGUACGGUUGCGGAAGCGGCGGCCUUUUUUAUCGCAUUGGAGAGGGCAUGUCAGACUCAGAUCCUAGUGGAAUCUUCGACAGCCCCUGGCUCAAUUGGUGCAAAUGGAGGAGUUUUGAAGAAGACAUUGGUGGAUGAUGAAGUUGCUCUAUACACCAAGAAAGGAACAGGUACUCCGGAGGUUAUGUAUAUGCAAUUCGCUCCCGAGUACCAAUUGAUCUUGAAGGAGACAGGUGGAGAUUUCUUGAAUUAA
This is a messenger RNA of Penicillium coprophilum, 873 nucleotides long. RefSeq lists its product as uncharacterized. The record is from RefSeq and is a predicted model, not a curated record. The transcript has 3 exons. Bases 1 to 873 code for a protein of 290 amino acids. Gene Ontology annotation, molecular function: actin filament binding. Lineage: Eukaryota; Fungi; Ascomycota; Eurotiomycetes; Eurotiales; Aspergillaceae. Gene Ontology annotation, cellular component: cytoskeleton.